Molecule: messenger RNA, 4185 nt
Organism: Pantherophis guttatus
Lineage: Eukaryota; Metazoa; Chordata; Lepidosauria; Squamata; Colubridae
Gene: WDR19
Product: WD repeat domain 19
Biological process (GO): intraciliary retrograde transport; cilium assembly
Cellular component (GO): intraciliary transport particle A; cilium
Molecular function (GO): protein binding
Source: RefSeq, a predicted model, not a curated record
CCUCUCCUCUCCCCCCCUCCCCUUUUUUUAACCGACGCUCGGUUUCUGAGGGGAAAAAGAUGCAGCGCGUAUUUACCCUUUCAGAGAAGGAUGCACCUAGUGCCCCUGUGCAAUUUGCUUGGCAAAAAACCUUAGGAAACUACAUUGCGGUUACAGGGUACAGUCAUACUGUCAAAGUCUUUGAUCGCCAUGGUCAAAAGAAAAAUGAAAUUAUUUUACCAGGGAACUGCAUCGCUAUGGAUUGGGAUCAAGAUGGAGAUACUCUAGCAAUUAUUGCUGAUAAAUCCAGUGCUAUUUAUCUGUGGGAUGCCAAUACAAAUAAAACCAUUUUGAUGGAUACUAGCAUGAGGGAACCAAUGUCUUUCUUGUGUUGGUCAAAAACUGAAGCCUUACUAGUUGCUGGAACAGCUAAAGGAAAUGUACUAAUAUAUAAUCGCCAGACUUCCCGCAAGAUUCCUAUCCUUGGCAAGCAUACCAAACGGAUCACCUGUGGUUGCUGGAGCAAAGAAAAAUUAAUUGCAUUAGGCGGAGAAGACAAAUUAAUAACGAUUAGCAACCAUGAAGGCGACACUAUCAGAGUGACAGCAGUGAGAGAAGACCCCAGCAAUAUGGAGUUUGUCAAGAUGAAGACUGAUGAAGAAACAGGAGGAAAUGAGACCACAGUGUGCAUUGUGGUUGGACAAAAAACAUUAUAUUUUUUUAACUUCAAAGAUCCAGAAAAACCAAUUGAACUAGCAUUUCAAAAACGUUAUGGAAAGAUAGUAGCUUACAAAUUGUAUGGUGAAAAUUAUAUCAUGAUUGGUUUUUCGCUGGGCUAUUUUGUGGUGAUUUCAACGCAGGUUCAAGAGAUUGGCCAUGAGAUCUUCCAGGCUUCUGAUCAUAAGGAUUCCUUGGCCGGCAUUGCGAUCACUGAAUCAUUAAACAAAGCUGCAUCAUGUGGAGAUAACUGUGUCAAGAUUCAUAACUUGUCAGAUCUGACGGAAAUGUGCGCAAUCAUAAACUUAGAGGAUGAAAAUAAAGGUCUAGAUCAGUUGUCAUGGACGGACGAUGGACAAUUGUUGGCAGUGUCUACUAAGCGAGGAUUCAUCCAUGUGUUCUUAACCAACCUUCCCAUCCUCGGAGCCUCGUAUGGCACAAGGAUUGCCUACCUCACCUCCCUUCUUGAGGUCACAGUGGCCAACUACAUUGAAAGUGAACCACCGAUAAGAGUUUCUGUUGAAGUUGAGCCCAACUUCGUUGCCGUUGGGCCCUACCACUUAGCUGUGGGCAUGAAUAACCGGGCAUGGUUUUAUGUCCUCGGAGAGAGCAGAGUAAAAAAGCUCAAGGACAUGGAAUAUCUGGGAACAGUAGCCAGUAUAUGUCUGAAUUCUGAUUAUGCCGCUGCACUUUUUGAUGGUAAAAUCCAGUUGCAUAUGAUAGAAAGUGAACCUUCAAAUACUCAGGAGGAACGGGAGACUAGGCUGUUCCCAGAUACCGAUGAUAAAAGUAAAAUUCUGUGCCAUUGUUUAACUAGUGAGUUCCUCAUCUACGGGACUGAUACUGGCCUUAUUCAAUAUUUUUACAUUGAAGACUGGCAAUAUGUCAAUAAGUAUCAGCAUUCAGUUGGUGUGAAAAAAAUCUUCCCAGAUCCCAAUGGAACCAAAUUAGUUUUUGUUGAUGCCAAAAGUGAUGGGUUCGUUUACUGUCCUGUGACUGAUACUGCCUUUGAAAUUCCAAAUUUGCAACCAACCAUCAAAGGCAUUCUGUGGGAAAACUGGCCACUGGAUAAGGGUGUAUUUGUGGUCUUUGACGAUAACAAAAUAUACACUUACGUGUUUCAUAAAGACACCAUACAAGGGUCUAAGGUGAUCUUGGCAGGAACAACCAAAGUUCCUUAUUCCCACAAACCUUUGCUCUUAUAUAAUGGAGAAUUAACCUGUCAGACUCACAGUGGGAAAACCAACAGUAUCCUCCUUAAUACUCACACUUUUCUGGGCACUCUAAAAGACCAGGGCUGCGAUGAAUUGAAACAAACACUAACUCAGACUUUGCUUUUGAAAAGGUUUUCCGAGGCCUGGGAGAUAUGCAAACAUUUGAACCAACCAUCCAGUUGGAAUGAGCUAGGCGAGGCCUGCCUUCAUCACAUGGAAGUAGAAUUUGCAAUACGGGUGUACAGGACAAACAGAAACGUUGGAAUGGUUAUGUCCUUAGAGCAAAUCAAGAGCAUAGAAGAACACAAUCUUUUAGCGGGACAUCUUGCCAUGUACACCAAUAAUUUUAAUUUAGCUCAGGAUUUAUAUCUGGCAUCAUCUUCUCCCACUGCCGCGCUUGAGAUGAGGAGAGAUUUGCAACAGUGGGAUAGUGCACUUCAGCUUGCUAAACGUUUGGCACCGGACCAGAUCCCCUUCAUAUCCAAGGAGUAUGCUGUGCAGCUGGAAUUCACGGGUGAUUACGUGAAUGCUUUGGCCCAUUAUGAAAAAGGAAUCACGGGCAACAAUAAGUUCCAAGAACACGAUGAGGCCUGCCUGGCCGGAGUCGCACAGAUGGCGAUUCGCAUGGGAGACAUUCGGCGCGGCGUUAACCAGGCCAUCAAGCAUCCGAGCCGAACGUUAAAAAAAGACUGUGGAGCUAUUCUGGAGAGUAUGAAGCAAUUUUCAGAAGCUGCCCAGCUUUAUGAAAAAGGACAAUAUUUUGACAAAGCAGCUUCAGUCUACAUACGAUGCAAAAACUGGGCCAAAGUUGGCGAGCUGCUUCAGCAUGUCUCUUCUCCAAAAAUACACCUUCAGUAUGCCAAAGCAAAGGAAGCAGAUGGCAGAUACAAAGAAGCUGUUUUGGCCUAUGAAAAUGCUAAGCAGUGGGACAACGUGAUCCGGUUGUAUUUGGAUCACCUGAAUGAUCCAGAAAAAGCUGUGAGCAUCGUCCGGGAAACCCAGUCUCUUGAAGGAGCCAAGAUGGUAGCCAGAUUCUUUCUGCAGCUGGGUGAUUACGAGUCUGCCAUCCAAUUUUUAGUGAUGUCCAAGUGUAACAACGAAGCUUUUGUCCUGGCUCAGCAGCACAAUAAGAUGGAGCUCUAUGCUGACAUCAUCAGUUCUGAGGAAACCACUAACGACGAUUACCAAAGCAUCGCCUUAUAUUUUGAGGGAGAAAAGAAACAUUUUCAGGCUGGCAAAUUCUUCCUACUCUGUGGUCAAUAUUCCAGGGCGCUGAAGCACUUUUUGAAAAGCCCAAACACAGAUGAUAAUAUGGCCAUAGACAUGGCAAUUGAGACGGUGGGCCAAGCAAAGGACGAAGCCCUGACUGACCAGCUGAUCAAUUACCUUAUGGGUGAGACCGAUGGUAUACCAAAGGAAGCCAAAUAUCUCUUUCGACUCUACAUGGCAUUAAAGCAAUACCGGGAAGCUGCUCGGACGGCGAUCAUCAUCGCUCGAGAAGAACAGUGCGCAGGGCAUUAUCGAAAAGCCCACGAUGUCCUCUUCAGUAUGUAUUUAGAAUUAAAAGUACAGAAAAUUAAAAUACCCUCUGAGAUGGCUACAAACCUGAUGAUUCUACACAGUUACAUUUUAGUAAAGAUUCAUGUUAAACUUGGGGACCACAUGAAAGGAGCACGUAUGCUCAUUCGUGUUGCUAACAAUAUCAGCAAGUUUCCAUCUCAUAUUGUGCCCAUCCUGACCUCCACGGUAAUUGAAUGUCACCGAGCGGGACUGAAAAAAUCUGCCUUUGCUUUUGCUGCCAUGCUGAUGAGACCAGAAUAUCGGAAUAAAAUUGACCCGAAAUACAAAAGGAGAAUUGAAACACUCGUCCGACGGCCGGAUACCUCCGAAGGGGAAGGGGAAGAACCAACCACGCCGUGCCCGUAUUGUGAAUUCAGGCUCCCCGAAUGCGAACUUCUGUGCCCAGGCUGCAAGAACAACCUGCCAUAUUGCAUUGCGACGGGACGACAUAUGGCCAGAGAAGACUGGACUCUGUGCCCCCAUUGCGAGUUCCCGGCGCUCUAUUCAGAGUUCAAAAAUUUGUUGCAGAGCGAAGGCGCAUGUCCCAUGUGUUCGGAAAAAGUCGAUGCCACCAGCCUAAGCAGAACAGCUGAUUGCACACCCUACCUCAAGCCUGAAGUGGAGCAAUAAUUUUAAUCAAGUUAAGUGGCUCAAUCUUCGUUUUCAUGUUUAGAACUCAGAAUAUUAAAGAAUGUUUAUUUGUUUAUAUCUAAAA